Molecule: messenger RNA, 1209 nt
Organism: Aaosphaeria arxii CBS 175.79
Lineage: Eukaryota; Fungi; Ascomycota; Dothideomycetes; Pleosporales
Product: glycoside hydrolase family 6 protein
Exons: 3
Coding region: 1-1209 (402 amino acids)
Biological process (GO): cellulose catabolic process
Molecular function (GO): hydrolase activity, hydrolyzing O-glycosyl compounds
Source: RefSeq, a predicted model, not a curated record
AUGUCCGCAAGAUUCAUUUCCCUCGCCACCAUUGCAUUGGGAGUCGUACAGGCGCUUCCUCAGCCUACUGUCGCUCCGACUGCCACAGUCACAUCACCAAGUGAGGUCACUGUUGCACCACGCGCUGCAGCAGGCAACCCAUUCGAAGGCUAUGAUUUCUACGCCAACCCAUACUACUCCUCUGAGGUGCACUCGCUGGCUAUUCCUUCACUACCAGCUUCUCUGCAUCCUGCUGCUUCCGCGGUGGCCAAUGUCGGUUCUUUCGUCUGGAUGGAUACCCGCGCAAAGGUUCCUACUAUGGACGAAUACCUUGCGAUCAUCAAGGAACGGAACGCUGCCGGAGAGAAGCUCAUGGGAACUUUCGUAGUGUACAACCUUCCCGACCGAGACUGUGCCGCUCUGGCUUCCAACGGAGAACUUCACAUCGAUCAGAACGGAGUGGAGCUUUACAAGACCGACUACAUUGACAAGAUCGCCGCCAUCAUCGAGAAGUACCCCGACAUCAAGAUCAAUCUCGCUAUUGAACCCGAUUCCCUGGCCAACAUGGUCACCAACAUGAAUGUUGCCAAGUGCCAGCGUGCAGCGCCAUACUACCGCGACCUGACAUCUUAUGCCCUCAAGAAGCUCAACUACGACAAUGUCGAUAUGUACCUCGAUGGUGGUCACGCUGGCUGGCUCGGCUGGGAAGCAAACAUUACGCCUGCCGCCAAGAUGUUCGGCGAAGUCUUCAAGGCCGCCGGUUCCCCUCGUGGUGUUCGCGGUAUCGUCACUAACGUAUCUAACUACAAUGCUUGGAAGAUCGGUGCCUGCCCUGCCCUCACGAGCCCCAACGCCAACUGCGACGAGGAGAGGUUCGUCAAGGCUUUUGCACCCUUGCUCCAGGCCAACGGAUUCCCCGCCCACUUCAUUGUCGAUGUCGGUCGAUCUGGAAAGCAGCCCACCGCCCAGGAGCAGUGGGGUGAUUGGUGCAACGUCCGUGGAGCUGGCUUUGGCCCCCGCCCUACUACCAACACUGGCAGUGACCUCGUCGACGCCUUUGUCUGGGUGAAGCCGGGUGGCGAGUCCGAUGGUACAUCCGAUACUUCCGCUAACAGGUACGAUGCUCACUGCGGUCGUCCAUCCGCUUUCAAGCCCGCCCCCGAGGCCGGUCACUGGUUCCAGGCGUAUUUCCAGAUGUUGUUGGAGAACGCCAACCCGCCUCUGGCAUAA